Messenger RNA from Dacryopinax primogenitus, 477 nucleotides. RefSeq lists its product as uncharacterized. NCBI's taxonomy places the organism in Eukaryota, Fungi, Basidiomycota, Dacrymycetes, Dacrymycetales, Dacrymycetaceae. The coding region runs from base 1 to 477 and encodes 158 amino acids. The record is from RefSeq and is a predicted model, not a curated record. The transcript has 2 exons. Gene Ontology annotation, cellular component: mitochondrion.
AUGUCUGUCAAUUUUGCAGCAGCCAAAGGCAUGGUCGAGGCCGCCAUGGGGACGUGCCAUGGGUUUGAAAAGAGUGCAGAAGCCGGGUUUCACACUGUCUUCCAGGUUGCGUUGGGGAAAUUCAAUGCCAUCCUGCGAUUUCCGAACGCAUCGGUUAAGAAUGCGUCUGAUGUCGUCCGCAGUGAACAAGCGACCAUGACAUUCCUGCGAGAAGCCCACGGAUUUCCGAUACCCCGAGUAUACACUUGGAGCGCGGACCUCGAAGGAGAUGGAAUCGGCUCUCCCUACAUAUUUAUGGAGCACAUACCAGGUGUUCCUUUCGAGGAUGCUCUGCAUGAGGGGAAGGUCUCAAACUGCCUUUGGAGACAGAUCGCCCAAAUCCAAGACCGAUUGGCCCGCAUCCCACUGGCAAGGAUCGGUAGCAUAUAUCGCAGGGAGGAUCUCCCUCCCCACCUUGCCGACUCGCCCCUAUACUGA